Molecule: messenger RNA, 702 nt
Organism: Eimeria necatrix
Lineage: Eukaryota; Apicomplexa; Conoidasida; Eucoccidiorida; Eimeriidae
Product: zinc transporter, putative
Exons: 4
Coding region: 1-702 (233 amino acids)
Source: RefSeq, a predicted model, not a curated record
AUGGCUGCGGGGGUUUGCAACGCCUUGGGCGCGGGCACAGUGCUGUACAUAGCUUCGGAAAUAUCCGCGUCGGCGUUCAGCGGCUGCAUGCGGGGAAGGGCUUUGCAGUUUUUGAUUUACUGCAGCGGCGCUGCUUUGGUGUUGGCUUUGACGCUGCUGGACGUGGCCUUUGGAGAAAGUCGCUUUGCUGCUGUCAGCAGCAGCUCCGCCAGCCUGCUGUGCCCACAGCAGCAGCAGCAGCAGCAGCAGCAGCAGCAGCAGCAGCAGCGGCAGCAGCAGCAGCAGGCGCGGGUGCGCCCAGCAGGCGCGCGAGACGGUGGGGUUUCUUUGGGGCUUUUCUUCUGCUAUGCAUGCAUGCAUGCAUGCAUAGACAUUACAUCAGUUUUCGCCAGGCAGCAGCAGCAGCAGCAGCAGCAGCAGCAGCAGCAGCAGCAGCGGCGACCCUUGGCGAAACAGUCAGGUUUUUUUUCUAUGCAGAGACAGGUGGCAGCAGCAGCGGCAGCAGCAGCAGCAGCAGCAGCAAUUGUCGCAGGGAAAGAAGAUUUUGGCCGACGCAGCGCAGCCCAAGAGCAGACGCUGAAGCAGCAGCAACAACAGCAGCAGCAGCAACUGCAUCAGCAGCAGGAACAAGUGCAGCAGCAGCGGCGAAAACAAGUGCAGCAGCAGCAGCAGCACUCCGCGCAGCAGCAGCAGCAGCACUAG